This is a messenger RNA of Stylophora pistillata, 2565 nucleotides long. Its product is annotated as ATP-dependent clpX-like chaperone, mitochondrial. Gene Ontology annotation, cellular component: mitochondrial matrix. Lineage: Eukaryota; Metazoa; Cnidaria; Anthozoa; Scleractinia; Pocilloporidae. Gene Ontology annotation, molecular function: ATP hydrolysis activity; ATP-dependent protein folding chaperone; ATP binding. Gene Ontology annotation, biological process: protein folding. The record is from RefSeq and is a predicted model, not a curated record.
GGAAAACAAAGAUGGCGAAUUGAUGAAAUGUGAGCGUAUACUUCUCGUUCGGGUUUUUCGCUUGUUCUCGUUCCUUAGUCAUCAAAACCAGUCCAUUCUCAUUUCUAUACACUGUUUAAGAUUUCAGUACUAUUAUAUUUUGUACAUACGAACAUUUUACUUCAAUCCUUGCCGAUUUAUUGAGACUGUUUCGAGAAUCCUAAAGUUUACAUCCAGUAUAGUCGUGGUUUUGUGAGGCAUAAGCAUGUUUAGAAUACCUAAUUCCUUAAGAUUCUUUGGACGGAACAGUAAACAGAUCUACAGUUCAAAAGAAUGUAUAAAAUCAGGUUACAGCUUGACAACGGUCAGAAGAUUAUAUAAUUGUGGUUCAAGAGAUAGUAGACCAGUUUUUGCAGCUGUCAUAAGUCUUUACAACUCAAGGCAAAGUACUCCAGAAAUUCCAUAUCACUGCCAUGAAAGAAAUUGCAGAAGGGUUUAUUCCUCAACUAGUGGAGGCAAAGACCAGAGUGACAAAGGAUCAGGAAGUCAAUGGAGUUGCCCAAAAUGUGGAAAUCCAUGUACUACUGUGGAACCAUCAACUCGUUUUGUUCAGUGUGACAAGUGUAAUCACUUCUUCUUAAUCUUAUCGGAAUCAGAUUCGAAGAGAUAUAUUCAUGUUAAAUAUGAUAAAGCUACUGGAAAUGAAGCAGACAAACAAAGCAAAGCUGUACAAGCCCCCCCUCCACCCCCCAGAAAGAUAUUUGAAUACUUGAACAAGUAUGUAAUCUGUCAAAGUUAUGCCAAGAAAGUACUGUCAGUAGCUGUAUAUAAUCACUACAAGAGACUCUCGGUAAACUUGCCACAGGCCCAGCAAUCUUCAGCGCCAACAGAAGUUAAACCAGUUCCUCUUCAAAGACCAUUUCCCGGCUCUCCACAAGAACUGCAGAUGCUCAUGACUCAGACAUCAAACCUCAAUUCUCCUCUAGGAGCGAGUGGUGUCCAUUCACCAAGUCAGCUAAAAGAACAGGCAGGAAGUGACAUCUUGGACUCAGAUGUGGACAAGAUUCAGCUGGACAAGAGUAACAUCUUGCUCUUAGGACCCACAGGCUCUGGUAAAACUUUGCUUGCACAAACUAUAGCUCGAUGUUUGGAUGUCCCCUUUGCAAUCUGUGACUGUACUGCUCUGACACAAGCUGGAUAUGUGGGUGAAGACAUUGAAUCUGUUAUUGCCAAGCUCCUUCAGGAGGCUGGUAACAGUGUGGAAAGAGCACAGCAAGGAAUUGUGUUCUUGGAUGAAGUGGAUAAAAUCAGUUGUGUACCAGGCGUGCAUAAUCUUCGAGAUGUUGGUGGUGAAGGUGUGCAGCAGGGCUUGUUGAAGAUCCUUGAAGGGACCGUAGUAAAUGUCCCAGAGAGGAACUCACGGAAGAUGCGAGGGGACAGUGUAGCUGUGGAUACCACUAACAUAUUGUUUGUAGCUUCUGGAGCAUUUAAUGGACUGGAUCGAAUCAUUAAGAAGAGAAAUCAGGAAAAGGUGAUCGGGUUUGGAGCACCCACCAGUGAUCGAGGUUCUAAAGAAAAAGAGCUUGAUAUCUUCAAGAACUCCCAGCCUGAUGUUAGAGAUGAUAACGCCGAGCGAGACAAGUUGCUCAGUAAGGUGGAGGCACGUGAUCUGGUUGACUUCGGGAUGAUACCCGAGUUUGUGGGUCGACUUCCUGUGGUUGUCAGUUUACACUCUUUGGAUGAGGAGUCGCUCGUGAAGAUACUGACUGAACCUAGAAACGCUCUGGUUCCACAAUACCAAGCACUAUUUAGCAUGGACAAGGUGGAACUUAACCUCAGUCCUGAUGCCUUGAGGUUCAUUGCCAAGAAGGCUUUGGAAAAGAAGACGGGAGCUCGUGGUUUGAGAGCCAUACUGGAAAAUUUACUGCUAGAUCCCAUGUUUGAUACACCUGGUUCCAACAUCCGGACAGUUUAUAUAGAUGAACACGUGGUCGAUGGGAGCAAAAAAGCUGAAUACGUCUUGGCCCCUGAAGAAGAGGCCCCUAGUGCUGACGCGAAUGAGGACCCAGAAGAAAUCUAUGCGGGGGACGUCAGUUCACGGGCAUAGAAAUAAAAAAAUAAACAUUGAACAUGACUGUAUGGACCAUCAACAGUGGACUUCCUAGAUUAUUGCACUCUUCAUUCUUCCGACAGGAAAAUGUUUAUAACGCUUUAAUAAAUUUUCAACGAAAAACGAAGACUUCGGAAAAACGCCCGAUACUAAGAAAACUUGUGCUUUGGAAACUUGUUUCUGAAGGGUCUAGCACAUCAUAUUUACUGCUUGGAAAACUUUUGUCUUAGUUUUCUUAUUCUUAUAUCUGUUUUUAAUAUGGUGUUGCUUGUCUAAGGUUAUGGCUGUCAUUUUUUUUUUCUUUUUGCAUGAGAUCGUAAAAUCUCUGUUUUAAUAAUCAUGUUAUCUUUUGUAUUCAAUAAGAGAAUCUCUUUUUACUGUAUAAAAUCUCGUGAUUUCUUAGCUGAAUGUAAAAUAUCUCACUACUAUUUGUCCUGUAUUAAAUUCUAUUUGACCGUAAACCAAUUUUCCCUGUG